Messenger RNA from Rubroshorea leprosula, 1260 nucleotides. The record is from the annotation of a GenBank genome assembly. Lineage: Eukaryota; Viridiplantae; Streptophyta; Magnoliopsida; Malvales; Dipterocarpaceae.
CAAAGCACCCCAAAAGUUCAUAUCUAUGAGAAAAAUUAGAACAAUAGCCACAAUUGCUCUAGACCCAAGUUUAAGCCUCCAAAUUGGCAGGGACUCGACCCAACGUGGAGCUGUGGUGGAAGAAAUCGAAGGAUUAAUUAAAGUCGACAAAAACGGACAUGUGGAAAGACCUCAGAUGGUUCCACAUGUCUCUACUGCUCUGCCUUCGGAGCUCGGCGUGACAUCGAAGGAUGUUACAAUUGACAAGUUUACAAACAUCUGGGCGCGUUUUUACGUCCCCAAAUGCUCUUUUUCUGGAAGGCUCCCUUUGAUUGUCUACUUCCAUGGAGGCGGAUUUUGUGUCGGCUCUGCUGCUUGGAGCUGCUACCAUGAGUUUCUGGCGAAACUUGCAGCGAAAGCAAGCUGCAUAGUCAUGUCUGUUAACUAUCGAUUAGCACCGGAGAACCCUCUUCCGGUUGCUUAUGAAGAUGGGUUAAAAGCACUGCUGUGGGUAAAACAGGGGGCACAGAGUGGGUCUGGUGAAGAAUGGUGGCAGGGGAAGUGCAAUUUCUCUAACGUCUUCCUUGCCGGAGAUAGUGCUGGUGCCAAUAUAGCCCACAAUGUGGCUGCCAGAUCCAUUACACACUCCCUAAACCCAUUAAUUUUAAAGGGUACGAUUCUGAUUCAACCAUUCUUCGGAGGAGAGGCGCGUACAGAAUCGGAGAAGUACAUGGUGCAAUCUUCUCGGUCGGCCCUCACCCUAUCGGCCUCGGAUACAUAUUGGCGGCUAGCGUUGCCCGGUGGGGCUAACCGGGACCAUCCGUGGUGCAAUCCUCUGGCAAAGGGUUGGACGAAAUCGGAGGAGCAAAGGCUGCCGCCCGCCCUCGUGUGUGUGUCAGAAAUGGACAUACUGAAAGACAGGAACUUGGAGUUGUGUGCAGCGCUGGCCAAAGCUGGGAGAAGAGUGGAGCAUGUAGUGUAUAAAGGUGUAGGACAUGCGUUUCAGGUUCUGAGUAAGUCUCAGACCUCGCAGACUCGAACUCUCGAAAUGAUGGCUCACAUUAAGUCCUUUGUUUCCUCACUUUGUUAAACCUUUGAGUGCGAGCUGUAAAUUGGUAUAAUUAACGUCUCUAGCCCUAAGACUGAUGGUAAGCGUGCUUAGUGAAAGCUUUCUGUAUAUGUUAAAGCGGUAUUAUAUACAGUCAAUGUCAUUGAAGUUUGUAUGCUUAAUUUUUUAAAAUGCAUAGCUUUUUUUUUUAAACAUAAAAGGUUAUCUGUUUG